UCCCUAACAGCUCUUCCGCACAUAGGAUCUUCUUUUCUCUCUCCUAUCUUCUUCAAUACAAGUACGAAAAAAAUCACACACUCAACCAUUUUUCUCAUUUCGUUUCCAGGGAGAGAGGGAGAAGGCAACCGGGGUACUACUCUAAAAUGGACUCGCCGACGUCGACUGGCGCAUCGUCGGCGCGGAUCGUGGCGGCAAGAUCGUCAAUGAUUGAUUCGAUCCGCGGCUGCGGGUUGUCGGGGGUCCGAAUCGAUAAGGAGAACUUGAAGAGGAAGCUACUGAUUCCUGAGUACUUGCGUCAUGCCAUUCGUGAUUCCAUCAAGUCCAAAGACCCCGCUGGUGAAGCCCAACGGUAUUUUAACAGCGGUGAACUUAACUCUCGCCAGGAGGCUCCCGAAGGUCCUAUGGUUGUUUUUGUUAAUUCUAAGAGUGGUGGCCGCCAUGGACCGGAACUCAAAGAGCGGCUCCAGCAGUUAAUGGGCGCAGAACAGGUUUUUGAUCUAUCAGUUGUGAAGCCCCAUGAAUUUGUAGAGUAUGGUUUAGCUUGUCUAGAGAAGUUGGCUGCCCUCGGUGAUUAUUGUUCCAGAGAAACGCGGGAAAAGAUGAGAAUUAUGGUUGCAGGUGGUGAUGGUACAGUUGGUUGGGUGCUUGGGAGUCUUUCAGCACUUAACAGACAGGGGAGGGAGCCAAUUCCUCCGGUAGGAAUCAUUCCUCUAGGUACAGGCAAUGAUCUGGCCAGGAGUUUUGGUUGGGGUGGCUCAUUUCCUUUUGCUUGGAAAUCAGCUGUCAAAAGAUCUCUUGACAGGGCUAUCACUGGUCCAGUUUGCCGUCUAGAUAGUUGGCACCUUGUGGUGUCAAUGCCAAGUGGAGAAGUCGUGGAUCCGCCUCAUUCACUGAAACAUACAGAAGAAUGUUCUCUUGAUCAGGGUUUGGAAGUUGAGGGGCAGGUGCCUGAGAAAAUGAAUUGCUAUGAAGGAGUCUUCUAUAAUUACUUUAGCAUAGGCAUGGAUGCUCAAGUAGCUUAUGGCUUUCACCAUUUGCGAAAUGAAAAACCUUUUCUUGCACAAGGGCCUAUUUCAAACAAGUUGAUAUACUCAGGUUACAGUUGCGGUCAGGGAUGGUUCCUCACACCUUGCAUUAGUGAUCCAAGCUUGAGGGGACUUAAAAAUAUCCUAAGGAUUCAUGUGAAAAAGGUUAAUUGCUCAGAAUGGGAGCAGAUUCAAGUUCCUAAAAGUGUAAGGGCAAUAGUUGCUUUGAACCUUCACAACUAUGGAAGUGGAAGACAUCCAUGGGGUUGCCCAAAGCCUGAGUAUCUGGAAAAGAAAGGGUUUGUUGAGGCCCAUGUUGAUGAUGGUCUCCUAGAAAUCUUUGGCUUAAAGCAUGGAUGGCAUGCAUCUUUUGUUAUGGUUGAGCUCAUCUCUGCUAAACACAUAGCCCAGGCUGCGGCUAUUCGGUUGGAAAUAAGGGGUGGUGAAUGGAAAGAUGCAUAUAUGCAGAUGGAUGGUGAACCCUGGAAACAGCCAAUGAGCAAGGAAUACUCGUCCUUUGUGGAAAUAAAAAGGGUGCCCGUUCAUUCACUCAUGAUCAAUGGAGAGUAAUGUCCGUCCCAAUUGCCUGUGGCUCAGAUUUGGGUUGCUUGGGUUAUCGCUUCCCUCCAACUCUGAGAUAAGUGUAAAAUAUCGUUUUCUCCCCAGGGGCUUGUAAAUUAUAUUUACUGGUAAUUUGUUGUAUCAAAAAUCAUUUAGUAGGCAAUUGCUAACUUCUGUUCUUCUAUAGCUGCUUGGGACCAGUUGCUUUAGGCUAUUUAUUCGUAGAACUCAUACCAGGCUUAGCUUCAAUAGUUUGUUCCAGAAGGUGAAAAUUUUGUCUUUUGGGGAUUUAUGUUUAUAAUCAGCGAAUUUGGCAAUAUUUGUUGAUUGACUCUAUAAAAACAAAAUUUAGGCAA
This is a messenger RNA of Jatropha curcas, 1945 nucleotides long. It is a transcript of the gene DGK3, whose product is annotated as diacylglycerol kinase 3. NCBI's taxonomy places the organism in Eukaryota, Viridiplantae, Streptophyta, Magnoliopsida, Malpighiales, Euphorbiaceae. Gene Ontology annotation, biological process: phospholipase C-activating G protein-coupled receptor signaling pathway. The record is from RefSeq and is a predicted model, not a curated record. Gene Ontology annotation, molecular function: ATP-dependent diacylglycerol kinase activity. Gene Ontology annotation, cellular component: membrane.